AUGUUAGAAAUCACGUGUAACGACCGUCUGGGGAAAAAGGUCAGGGUGAAGUGCAACGAAGAUGAUACCAUUGGAGACCUCAAGAAGCUGAUUGCUGCUCAGACAGGAACACGAGCGGAUAAGAUUGUGUUGAAGAAAUGGUACACCAUCUUCAAGGACCACGUGACCCUUGGCGAUUAUGAAAUUCAUGAUGGGAUGAACCUGGAGCUGUACUACCAGUGA
Molecule: messenger RNA, 222 nt
Organism: Candidula unifasciata
Lineage: Eukaryota; Metazoa; Mollusca; Gastropoda; Stylommatophora; Geomitridae
Source: the annotation of a GenBank genome assembly